Molecule: messenger RNA, 818 nt
Organism: Bactrocera oleae (olive fruit fly)
Lineage: Eukaryota; Metazoa; Arthropoda; Insecta; Diptera; Tephritidae
Gene: Obp19b
Product: Odorant-binding protein 19b
Molecular function (GO): odorant binding
Source: RefSeq, a predicted model, not a curated record
AUCAUGUUUAACAUAUAUACCUAUGUAACUAUCAUCUGGCAAAAUAUUUAAUUUACCUUAUACAUGCAUAUUUCAAGUGCAAAUUUGAAUAAAUAGAAUUGCAAUGCGCAUUUAGCAUUCUAGUCCAGUCUUAUUAACACGUGGAGGUGAUAAAACCCAAAGUUAAAUGUAUAAAGUGUUUACUGUUUUUGCAGUCAUUAUUUUAAUGAUUGCCACAAGAAAAGUGCUGGCCGAAGAAAUCAUGAAGAUACCUAUGGGUCUGGUGCUUGAGGCAGUCGAACCGUAUGCCAUGAACUGUGAGCCUAAGCCUGAAAAAGCACAUAUGGAAGAGCUUAUCUUGAAUAAAGAGGACGCGCACCUUAUAACGAAAUGUUUACGUGGCUGCCUCAUGGAACAAUUUGGAUUAUUCGUAGAAGACCGCACUGAUGUAAACUCGGAGAAGCUAGUGAGCUGGAUGGUACUUUUGUAUGUCGAAAAAAUGGAUGAACUCAUAGAUAUAUCGAAUGGCUGUAAUGAGAAAAAUGUUGAAAUGGGCAUUACUGAUAAAUGCGAAGUUGCGCAUUCGUUUGCCAUGUGCAUGCUGAAAGAAAUGAAAGAGCGCGAGUAUGAGAUACCCGAAGUGGAAUAAUGAGUGGCAUAAGUUAUUGGAAAAUUGUUAUACUUUCGUAAUAAAAUGUAUGUAAUUUUCAGCAUUCGAAAUAUUAUUUUCAAAUCUAUAUGCUUAUCAAUAUAACUUGUACAAAUUUUAUAUUCAAUGAAAACAUUUUGCUAGUGAGCCUACAAAUAUUUACUUAAAUAUAUAUACAUAUAUAUAUAUA